AUGGACUGGGUUGCGUCUCGCGUCACCAUGGCAUUGUGCAUCGAAUUCAACGUUGGUAUCAUGAGCGGCUGUUUACCUUGUCUCCGUCCAUUCCUAGCAAUGAUGGCUCCUGGAAUCUUCGCUGGACCAUCGGCGGCACACAGCGGCAAUGCAGCGAGUUCUGGCGGAGCAUCCUGGCGCAAGUCUCCCUUUCGGUUUGGAAACUCCAAACUAUUCAAGCUAGGCGCGGGCAAGCCGUCGGAUCGUGGUGAAGAUUACGAGUUCACGGAUGCGGAACAUGCGGGAGGUGCCCGCGCUUGGGCUGCAGGCGGAAAAGAGGUGCCACAAGCUAGCAUCGGCACCGUGUCUGGGUCUGGUAUCUCAGUGAACAGAGAUGAGAAGCUGCGCGAUGGUUAUGAUUCGCCGGGUGUUGUCACCAAUGAUGCGACUAGUGAGGAGUGGAUCAUGAAGGAGGACUCUUCUAGGUAG
Alternaria novae-zelandiae is the source of this 468-nucleotide messenger RNA. RefSeq lists its product as uncharacterized. The record is from RefSeq and is a predicted model, not a curated record. The transcript has 2 exons. The coding region runs from base 1 to 468 and encodes 155 amino acids. NCBI's taxonomy places the organism in Eukaryota, Fungi, Ascomycota, Dothideomycetes, Pleosporales, Pleosporaceae.